This is a messenger RNA of Chaetomium strumarium, 809 nucleotides long. RefSeq names its product Endoribonuclease L-PSP/chorismate mutase-like protein. The record is from RefSeq and is a predicted model, not a curated record. The coding region runs from base 298 to 711 and encodes 137 amino acids. NCBI's taxonomy places the organism in Eukaryota, Fungi, Ascomycota, Sordariomycetes, Sordariales, Chaetomiaceae. The transcript has 3 exons.
CCUCACCAAAGUCCCUGUAGCCUCAAUACUACUAGUGAGAUGGCACCCUGAUACGGUACUUGAUACCUGAGUAAUGACCCGUUCUCAAAAAAGGGUUAGGGUUUGCCAAGCUCUCUACUAGUAUUAUAGCGCCUUUCUCCAGAACGGAGUAAACAUCGCGAGAGUCUAUGACUCACCUUUCAAGAGGAGAGCUUUGAAAAAGGUCCCAUCGAAGCCCCUUGAGUCUCCUCCCCUCCGACCCGUAUUCCUACCAUCCUCAACCAACAUAAACACACCAGCUUUCUCCUUCCUUCCGUGAUGGCCACCCGCAAACUCAUCUCCUCCGGCUCGGCCUUCGAAGCCCAGAUCGGCUACUCCCGCGCCGUCGUCUCGGGGGACAUCGUCUUUGUAUCCGGCUGCACGGGAUAUGACUACAAGACGGGCGCCAUCUCAGACGACGUGGCCCAGCAGGCGGAGCAGUGCAUGCACAACAUUGCGGCAGCGCUGGCCGAGGCCGGCGCAACAGUGGCUGACGUUGUGCGGGUGCGGUAUAUCCUGCCGGAUAAGCGGGAUUUUGAAAAGACCUGGCCGGUCCUUCAGAAAUGGCUCGGCGAUGUCCGGCCGGCGGCGACUAUGAUCCAGGCCGGGCUGAUGUUGGAUGAAAUGAAGAUCGAGAUUGAGGUGACGGCGAAGAAGGAGGGCGCUUCGGGGGAGCAGAAGACGCUGCUGUGAUAUCCCGAGGCAGGAUCAGCUCCAGGGGCUUCGGCAACGGACAAGCUCAUCCUCGGAUGAAGCACAGAAACGAGGAUUAGGUUCCAGGUAUAUAGAGU